Messenger RNA from Paracoccidioides lutzii Pb01, 1260 nucleotides. RefSeq lists its product as hypothetical. Gene Ontology annotation, cellular component: endoplasmic reticulum-Golgi intermediate compartment; Golgi membrane; endoplasmic reticulum membrane. Bases 1 to 1260 code for a protein of 419 amino acids. Gene Ontology annotation, biological process: Golgi organization; endoplasmic reticulum organization; endoplasmic reticulum to Golgi vesicle-mediated transport. The record is from RefSeq and is a predicted model, not a curated record. Gene Ontology annotation, molecular function: D-mannose binding. The transcript is spliced from 7 exons.
AUGGUUCGAUCAUCGGGAAUUGCCAAUUCCCUAGCAAUAGCUUUGGCAUUUGCAUCGGUUGCGCAGGCUGAUACCAUUAUUGCCAAGUCGAGUUUCGGUCUUAAUGGCAGGAUAUCGGCAGACAAGCAGGUGAUUCCCGGCUGGAAGAUAUAUGGAACAGGACACAUGCCUGUAAAGCUGUCUGACCGGGUUAUUUUGACACCCCCACAUACUGGCAAUAAACGGGGUUCCCUAUGGGCGGAACAACCGCUUGACUCGACGGAAUGGACCGUCGAUUUCGAAUUUAGAGCCAACGGCGAGGAGAGAGGAAGUGGAAAUCUUCAGCUGUGGUACGUGAAGGAUGGACAGUCUAAGGCCUCCACAGCUUCCAUAUACACUGUUGGCCUCUUCGAUGGAUUUGCACUUGCAAUUGAUACGCAUGGUGGAAGAGGAGGCAGCAUCCGGGGGUUUUUGAACAACGGUAAUACGGAUUAUAAGAGCUCCAACGUUGACAGCCUAGCUUUUGGACGUUGUGACUACUCAUAUCGAAAUCUUGGGCGUCUCUCUCGUAUUCAAAUUAAGCAGACGAGAUCUACUUUUGAAGUCCUGGUUGAUAAUAAACGCUGCUUUGCUACGGAGAAGGUGGUUCUCCCGCCAGGAAACACAUUUGGAAUCACCGCAGCAUCAGCAGAUACCCCAGAUUCUUUCGAGAUCUUCAAGUUUGCCUUGAGUGUACCCAAUGCAGCGCAGGGGGACCAGUCAUACCAGCAUCGCUCUUAUGAAAACCAGCACACGCCCAACGGAAAUCAGAAUGGAAACGGGAAGCAGCAACAACAGCAGCAGCAGCAGCAACAACAACAACAUGCCCCGAGAGCCGACACCAGUGCCCUUGAAACCCGACUCAACGACCUAACAAACCGUUUCCAAACCCUAACGACCACCACUGAACGCCUCCUUAAUGAAAUGCAAUCCUUAUCCAGCAAACUCGACGAGCGCCACAAGGAAGUACUGAAAAAGUUAGCGCAAAACCGUGACCAGGUGAAUACUAUUGAGCAGCGGAUUCAGCGGAUGGAUAGAUUGCUCGAGGGCGUGCAGAAGCAGUUUAAGCUGUCGCAUUCGGGGGUUAUUGAGCAUUUGCAGUCAACUUCGAAUCAAAUCCUCUCCUCCACGCCACGAAUGGGAUUUCUCAUCUUCCUAAUAGUCGUGAUUCAACUCGCCCUUGCCGGCUCGUAUAUCCUCUAUAAACGCCGCCGUGUCAACCUACCCAAGAAAUUUUUGUAA